CAGUUACUUCUGCACCAACAUUCAGCUUUGGACAAAGUUUUGCUGCAGCAGUGAGAAAAACAAUGAGUGAAGAUGAGAAGAGUGAGCCAAGCACAGCAUCCAGUCCUGCAAAAGCUUCAGUGAGAUCCAGCGACCAAGGUUAUUACCCAGAGGAAGAACGGGACGAUCUGCAGUUUGAGCCUGUUGUCACGCUGAAAGAAAUUGAAGUUAAAACUGGUGAAGAGGAAGAAGAACAGUUAUUCUGCCAGCGUGCGAAACUGUACCGCUGGAAUCGUGAGACGGCACAGUGGAAAGAGCGUGGGGUUGGUGAGAUCAAGAUCCUGAAGCACAAGGUUCUAAAUCGCUGCCGUGUAGUAAUGAGGAGAGAUCAAGUGCUGAAGAUCUGUGCCAACCACAUAAUCACGCCGGAGAUGGAACUGAAACCAAAUGCUGGAUCAGACAGAUCUCUCGUCUGGAAUGCCAUGGAUGCAUCAGACAUGGAACCUCAGCUGGAACAGCUUGCUGUCAAAUUCAAAACUCCUGCUAUUACUGCAGGUUUCAAGGCAGUCUUUGAAAAAUGUCAAGGCAGUUAAAGUAAGAGAAGUAGUUUUU
Messenger RNA from Anneissia japonica, 591 nucleotides. RefSeq names its product E3 SUMO-protein ligase RanBP2-like. Gene Ontology annotation, cellular component: nuclear pore; cytoplasm. Gene Ontology annotation, molecular function: GTPase activator activity. Lineage: Eukaryota; Metazoa; Echinodermata; Crinoidea; Comatulida; Comatulidae. The record is from RefSeq and is a predicted model, not a curated record. Gene Ontology annotation, biological process: intracellular transport.